This is a messenger RNA of Thamnophis sirtalis, 850 nucleotides long. RefSeq names its product protein phosphatase 1 regulatory inhibitor subunit 14A (gene PPP1R14A). The record is from RefSeq and is a predicted model, not a curated record. Gene Ontology annotation, molecular function: protein serine/threonine phosphatase inhibitor activity. Lineage: Eukaryota; Metazoa; Chordata; Lepidosauria; Squamata; Natricidae. Gene Ontology annotation, biological process: regulation of phosphorylation. Gene Ontology annotation, cellular component: cytoplasm.
GAAAGGGAGGCCCGCGAGGUCGCUGGGCUCCUGCCCGCCAGAAAGGCCCUUCCAUCUUCCAGGGCGGCCCAUAAGAACAGUCGAGAGAGCGGCUGGGUCCCGCCUCUGCCCCCGGAGCCAGACGCCCCCCACCCUGAGGGAGGGCCUGGGAUCGGGAGCUCCGCCUCGGCUGCUAUAAGACGCGGGAAGCCGACGGACGCCCCGUCUAGUUGGCGCAACGACCGAUGGCGGCGGAUCGGCUGGGGAGGCGCUUGGGGCGCGCGUCGCCGGGCCGCUCUGCCGGCCUUUCUCCCGGAGGCAGCCGCGCGGAAAGGACGGCCAGUCCGGGAAUCCAGCGGCGCCAAGCACGGGUCACGGUUAAGUAUGACCGACGGGAAUUGCAGCGGCGCCUUGACACGGAAAAGUGGAUCGACGGCCGGCUGGAGGAGCUGUACCGAGGACGGGAAGAUGAGAUGCCAGAUGAAGUCAAUAUUGAUGAUCUCCUGGAGAUGGACACAGAUGAGGAGAGGGCCAAGAAAUUACAGGGCACCUUGGAGUCAUGCCACAACAACACGGAGGACUUCACCAGAGAGCUGCUGGAGAAGCUGAGAGGCCUCCGAACAGAACACGUUCUCCGCCGGACAAGCCCCAGCAGCCAGAGGAACAUGGACCAGGGCCCCAAAGUCCCACCGUGACAGGGAUGCUGGAGGGCUGCAGAGACGAGGCUGGGCUGCUGAAACGACUUGCCGCCGUCUCCCUGCCUCCAAUAGGAUGGAGUGGCUCCGCGGCUUCAGCCUCCUCCUCCUCCGCCCUGCCGGAAGGUCUCUUUGAACCUCUCUCUGAUGGAUGACAGGCUCUGCUGGGCCGCCUC